Nicotiana tabacum (common tobacco) is the source of this 1427-nucleotide messenger RNA. The record is from RefSeq and is a predicted model, not a curated record. NCBI's taxonomy places the organism in Eukaryota, Viridiplantae, Streptophyta, Magnoliopsida, Solanales, Solanaceae.
UGUAAUUAGUCAUUUUCUAAUGUUUUCAAAGGGUACAAAUAUGCAGAAUGUAUAAGUCCUAAUCGAAUUAAAAUUUGUAAUGGGAGCAUGAUACAUGUAAUUAAGCACAUAGUACAAUAACUCCUGUAUCUCUUCUCAUUAAAUGAAUUGCUUAGCAUAUAUUUAGUUCAUUUUAGUUUUGGAAAAGGCAUUCAAAAUCAGUAGUAGUUUACGUGUUUUACUUAUUACAAUCACUUCCAAAAAUGCAAAUCCAUUGAUUUAUUGAAUAGUUGUCGACCAAUCAAUCAGUCUUAAAGUCAAAUCUCAAAAUUCCCUUUCACAAAAUUCCCUUCCAUUCAAGAAAGUAUAAGCUGAAUUUCUCUUUAUAAAUGUUUUAAAAUUUUGCAGAUGUUUCAUGUGGUGAAAAAGGAGUACUAGCAACCAUGCAAAAGGAUCAAACCAAUCAAGAAGAUCAUAUUCAAGAUCCAUUCAUGGAUUCAUCAAAGAAAACCCCAUCAGAGAUUGAAGAAGAAUCUCAAAAUAUUGCUUCUGAAACUUCCACACUCACCACAGAUUCACCAAAACUCCAAGAAGAAGAAGAAAAAGAUUCAGAAAACAAAACGAAACCAGAAAAAGUUAACAACUUUGAGAACAAUUCUUCUUCUUUUUCUUCCUCUUCUUCUUCAUUUGGCUCAAAGAAAACCAAGAAGAAAACAGAAGAUCAUGUUAAAGAAAAUGGAGAAAAGAUUACUACUACUCCUAGUUCAGAAAAGCCAUCAAAAAAUCCAAGUUUUGAUAAGAGUAGAAGCUAUUCAAAUGGAGCUUCAAGUAUUUUCAGGAAUUUGAUCACUUGCGGAGCUGUGGAUACUAAUGAUUCUGGAAUUAUUCCAAUCCGAAAAAAUAGGCCUUCAUUUAGUAGUUCUGGUGAAAAAGCAGUGAGCUUUUCAUCUGAGAUUUGUAAAGCUGAGAAAGUUGGAGGAUCUCAAAGGAUUUUUGGCACUGCUUGGAAUCAACAGCAUCAACAUACUAAUGGAAGGAAAAGUUGUGAUGGGGUAUACAGUUCGUCAAAGAACAAAAAUGAAUUUGGUAGUCGUAGAUCAGUUUCUGCUAAUUACAAGCCAGUCAAUGGACCCAACUGCUCGCAAUGUGGAAAGCCAUUCAAGCCAGAGAAACUUCAUACCCACAUGAAAUCCUGCAAAGGCAUGAAAGCUCUGGCAAAGGGUGCUAAUUCUGUUACCUCUGCUACUGAGAAGACUUCCAAAGAUGCAUCAAAAGUGGAUUCUGUUUCUGGAACCUAUUUGACUCAUUAAGUGCCAGCUUUCAUUUUUUUAAAUUAUCUUUUUCAACUUCUUUUUGAAUUAGAUUAAGUUUUUUAUUAAAACUUUGACAAGCCUUCUAUGUAAAUUUUUUAGCAAGAAGGUCCACAGGCAAAAUUCCAUGCAAUUCAA